AUGGAGGGCCCCGGGGCGGCUGGGGGGGGCGCGGGCCCCGGCGGCAGCAACGUCCCCGCCUUCCUCACCAAGCUGUGGACCCUGGUGGAGGAUCCCGACACCGACCCGCUCAUCUGCUGGAGCCCGAGUGGAAACAGCUUCCAUGUUUUUGACCAAGGCCAGUUUGCCAAGGAGGUGCUUCCAAAGUACUUCAAACAUAACAACAUGGCCAGCUUCGUACGUCAGCUCAACAUGUAUGGCUUUCGAAAGGUUGUCCACAUUGAGCAGGGUGGUUUGGUGAAGCCAGAGAAGGACGAUACUGAAUUUCAACAUCCGUACUUCAUCCGAGGCCAGGAGCAGCUCCUGGAGAAUAUCAAGAGGAAAGUAACCAGCGUCUCCAGUAUAAAGAAUGAGGAUAUAAAGGUUCGUCAAGACAAUGUAACCAAGUUACUGACUGAUGUCCAGAUGAUGAAAGGAAAGCAAGAGAGCAUGGAUUCCAAACUGAUAGCGAUGAAACAUGAGAAUGAGGCAUUGUGGAGGGAAGUGGCCAGCUUGAGGCAGAAACAUGCCCAGCAGCAGAAAGUCGUCAAUAAGCUUAUCCAGUUCUUGAUUUCAUUGGUGCAGUCAAACCGUAUCCUUGGGGUGAAGAGAAAGAUCCCCCUGAUGUUGAACGACAGCAGUUCAGCACAUUCCAUGCCUAAAUACAGUCGGCAGUACUCCUUGGAGCACGUCCACGGUUCAUCCCCAUACGCAGCUUCUUCCCCGGCAUACAGCGGCUCCAAUCUGUACUCCCCAGAUUCUUCAGCCAACUCUGGUCCCAUUAUCUCCGACGUGACGGAACUAGCCCAGUCCAGCCCCUCAGCUUCCCCCAGUGGCAGUCUCGAUGAAAGGAGCAGCCCUGUGGUCCGUAUCAAAGAAGAGCCCCCCAGUCCCACCCCCAGCCCCCAGAUAGAGGAGGCCAGCCCUGGGAACCCUUCUGCUGUUGAAACCCCUCUGUCUCCCUCCACCUUCAUUGACUCCAUCCUCCAGGAGAAUGAACCCAACACCACGGCCGCUGCCAGCGACAGCACCACGCAGCCUCAGCCCCCAGAAAAGUGCCUCAGCGUUGCCUGCCUCGACAAGAAUGAGCUAAAUGACCAUCUGGAUACCAUUGAUUCCAACCUGGAUAACCUCCAAACCAUGCUGACCACGCACGGCUUCAGUGUGGACACUAGUGCUCUGCUGGAUCUGUUUAGCCCUUCAAUGACGGUUACAGACAUGAACCUUCCUGACCUGGACAGCAGCCUUGCGAGUAUCCAGGAUCUCCUCUCAUCCCAGGAACAGCAGAAACCUGCUGAGACAGAGGCCAGCACAGCAGACAUGGGGAAGCAGCUGGUGCACUACACAGCUCAGCCCCUCUUUCUGGUGGACUCGAGCGCUGUCGACAUGGGGAGCGGAGACCUGCCCAUCUUCUUUGAGCUGGGGGAAGGGCCGUAUUUCACCGAUGGCGAGGAGUACUCCGAAGACCCCACCAUCUCUCUCCUGUCGGGGACUGAGCAGUCCAAACCCAAGGACCCUGCCGUAUCCUAAGGCUGAGUGCGAGAAUACGCUGUAAAGGGAAAUCCAGCCACCAGCCUCCUUGCUUUGCACAGACAUUGAAAGCUCUAAACACCCUUCGGUCCAUGUUUGCUUCCCCCGGCACUGUGAGGAUUUCAUUUGUGUGUGUGCUUAAUGAGGUGUUUUGAAAUCUGCUUUAGAUUCUAGCCACCCAGUAUAGUGCUCCUCCAGGUUGGCAGUCUUCGGGGGCUGAGCAGUGCCGAUCCCUGUGCCCAGAGAGGCUAGACAGGCACCGGGGCUUGGAAGUGCAGGCGGGAGAUCUGGGUGGUCACAGAAUAGCUAGUCACUAAGUGAGAUUGUGUUUCGUUCUACACCCCAGGCGAGGGGGGCGGCCAUGCCCUGCACAAGGUCCCAACAGUUGGCGAAGGUCAGCAGGCGCGUCGCUCUUGCCAUGGAGACGGGGCGUGGCGGCGGGGCCGCACGAUGCUCCUGGACAUGUAGAAGGGGUUGUGGUUUUGCGGCGGGGAAUACCCCCUCCCCCCAGUGAGGUGGACUUGGUGUUUUUUAAACCUGGCGCUGAUGGGCUGGGUCCCUUGGUGGUCUCUGCCACGCAGUUCGCUCCCUGCUGCUCCGUGUGUGCGUGGCAGGGCCCCUCGGCUCCCCCAGCCCAGCCACGGAGAAGCCGAACUUCCUCUUUUCUUUUCUCUUGCUCCGUGUGUGUUUCUUUUCUUUGUGUUGUUUUUUGGUUUGGUUUGGUUGUUUUUGCUUAGCAGUAAAAAUUUGUACAUUUACACUUCAGAUUGUUAAUAGUAAAAACUGUAUUUUGGAUUUUUACAUGAGAGAAGAAGCGCCCACUUCUAUCUAUCUAUCUCUGUAUAUAUAAAUAUAUAUAUAUAUACAUACAAAUAUCUAUAAAACAAAUGGCCUCUCACCUGCCGGCUCGUCUGUGGUCGAAAGCUUUAUUUCCGUCCUCUCUGUGCUGGGGGAGUGAAGCUGGCGGAGAAGGUCCCAGGCACUAGCCAUGGUCCCGAGAGCUGCUCGGCUUCCACUGUAACUGCCCUUUGCAGCCCUGGGCACCGCCGCGUGGGGCCUGGCUCCAGGUGCUGGGUGCUCUGCCUUUCGACAGUAGCUUGAGCUGUUACCACCCGUGUCCAUAAGAGCCAACGUUCCUGCUUCCAGCUUCAGCAAAAGAAAACAGCAGAUGCCGAAGUCAGGUUUCUCUGGCAUAUCUCAGCAGAGCAGGGGAUGGCUCCAAGUUUGAGUGAUAGACGAUCUGGGGUUUAUUUGGGGGGAGGGGGUCUUUAAAUUCUGUGUUGUGGUUUCCCUGCUGAAAUCCCAUCCCAGGUUUAAGGGCUGAAUUUUCAAGGAUGUUUCUGUUUUCGAGCCCAUUGGGGGUGAGCGUGCAGCUCAGCCCAUGUCAAUGUGCCAGACGGAUGUUGGACACUUGCACGCCUCUGAGGAGUGCUUUUUUAAUAACAAUAAAAGAAAAAUUGCAUUGUUAA
This is a messenger RNA of Trachemys scripta elegans, 3017 nucleotides long. RefSeq names its product heat shock transcription factor 1 (gene HSF1). Lineage: Eukaryota; Metazoa; Chordata; Testudines; Emydidae. The record is from RefSeq and is a predicted model, not a curated record. Gene Ontology annotation, biological process: regulation of DNA-templated transcription. Gene Ontology annotation, molecular function: DNA-binding transcription factor activity; sequence-specific DNA binding.